Molecule: messenger RNA, 2710 nt
Organism: Castor canadensis (American beaver)
Lineage: Eukaryota; Metazoa; Chordata; Mammalia; Rodentia; Castoridae
Source: RefSeq, a predicted model, not a curated record
CGGCGGCGGGUCUGGCUGGCUGCGGCGGCGGGCGGGAGCCGAGUGCACCGUGUGCACGUGUGGAGGAGCGGCAGCAGCAGCAGCAGCGCGGCGGCGGGAGCCCUCUCCGCCCCCUUCCGAUACUCAGGGCAGUGCUGGGUAUCCGCGGCCUCCGUCACUCACUCAGCUCUUUCUCGCGGCGAGGAGGCGGGCUUGUGGGGUAGAGUGGCCUGAGCUGAGGGCGCGGAGAGCUCGGGGCGGCGGGGACGACGGCUUCGAGAGCGGUGGUAACGACGGCCUCAACAGGCGGGGAAGAUGAAAGGUAGCCGGAUCGAGCUGGGAGAUGUGACACCACACAAUAUUAAACAGUUGAAGAGACUGAACCAGGUCAUCUUUCCAGUCAGCUACAAUGACAAGUUCUACAAGGAUGUGCUGGAGGUUGGCGAGCUAGCAAAACUUGCCUAUUUCAAUGAUAUAGCUGUAGGUGCAGUAUGCUGCAGGGUGGAUCAUUCACAGAAUCAGAAGAGACUUUACAUCAUGACACUAGGAUGUCUUGCACCUUACCGGAGACUAGGAAUAGGAACUAAAAUGUUAAAUCAUGUUUUAAACAUCUGUGAAAAAGAUGGCACUUUUGACAACAUCUAUCUGCACGUCCAGAUCAGCAAUGAGUCAGCAAUUGACUUCUACAGGAAGUUUGGCUUUGAGAUUAUUGAGACAAAGAAGAACUACUAUAAGAGGAUAGAGCCUGCAGAUGCUCAUGUGCUUCAGAAAAAUCUCAAAGUCCCUUCUGGUCAGAAUGCAGAUGUGCAAAAGACAGACAACUGAACAAAUUAUAAAUGAACUUUCUUGCACUUGCUUGUCGCCAAAUAAAAGAGAGGCCCGUUGAUUUCCCCCUGCCCCCUCUUUCUUAAGCUUUCUGUCUCUUUGUUCUUGUUUUUCUUUUCUUUCCUCUAAAAGUUUUAAUACUUUCAAAGACUUUUAAAAAAUAAUCAUGUUUGGAUUGUUUUAGGUUUUUUUGUUGUUUUUGUAAGGUGGUUGGAUUGAAGAAAGGACAGUAGAUUUGUUUAGUUUCAUAGUUAAGAUGUGGUCCCAAAUAUUUGGGCAUCAGAUGAUUUCAAAUUUUUUAGCUGAUUUUUUUUUUUUAUGUCCUGCUUUCACAUUGAAGGGCAGAGUCUACAAAUAUUUGUUUAUUUGAAAAGAUAAAAAGAAGCAGCAAUAUCCUGUUCUCUAAUUCAUAGACAAGUUUAGUGUGUUUGUGGUACUUUUGAGUUUUUAAAGACUUAAUUUGUGGGAUGUUAAUCCCUAGACAAUGCCUUCACUCCACCUUUAGUCCUUCUGAGCAUUCUCAGGAGUUAGACCUUGUUAUCUUAGUAAAAAAAAAAAACAAAAAAAUACUAAGCUUAUUUAGGUUUUUAAAGCAAUUGUUUUUUCUUUUGCUGAUGGGUGGGGCAGUUUGGUAGGUAGGUAGUGUUAUAUUUUGGUCUAAGUAUUUUGAGUUAAUUGAGUAUUUGCUUUUUUGCUGAUGAGUGGGCUGGUUGUUAGCAGGUUUGUUUUUCCUGCUAUUGAUUGUUACUAGAGGCAUUAACUUCUAGAGUGUGGGUUGGUGAGAUUAAUUUUUUUUUUUUAAUAUCCCAGCUAGAGAGAUGGCCUUUAACUGACCUAAAGAAGUUUGUUGUGAUUUAAUUAUUUCCUACUAUCCUUUUCUUUCAGUAAGUCCAACAAUAGUUAGUCUACCCUUAAAAAUUGAGUUGAUGUCUUGUAAGUCAGUAUCCCUAAAUAAACCUGAAGCAGGUAUUUUCUCUUGGACAUAUUAAGAAAUACCUAAAAGGAAGCUUAUAUACAUUUGGCACAAUAAAUUCAUUUAAUAUCAACUAAUUCAGGCUGUUAAAAAUAUGGCCACUGAACAUUUGAUUAUAUAGGAAAGAAUAUCUAGACAGUAUUUUUGAGAAUAAAAUAGCUAUGCUAUUGCUUAUCUGUUGGAGAACAUCCCAGAUUUGCUUACACUCUGUGCCUACAAUAUUGAGUUUAAGGAUUUGGAAUAAGAGGAAUUGUUAAGCAGAUUGCUUCUAUUCUUGGAAAGGUAGAAGUAUAAAGUGUUAAUGAUGCAAAUAUCACUGUGAUCUCCUCUACUGACAGGUCUAGUUUAUGCUAGAUCAUUUUCUGGCACGUAGGGAGUAGCUUUGACAGGUUGAUAACUUUUUGUAAGAUGCGAGAUGUCUGAAAUUCAUUUUCUACCCAUUGUCCCAUCUUUAAUAUUUAGAAUUUUUAGAUUGUCAGUAGUGAUGGUUCAAGAAAUGUUCUCAUUUGACUUUAAAAGAAAGUUUGAGUCAUAAUAUUUGUCCUUUUAUGUAAAAUUCUAAUGUAAAAGUCUCAUCAUCUCUGAAUAGGUUAAAUGAUAAUUACUUCACAAAAUGUUUGUGUACACUUUAUAACCUUAAGUUUCUGAGAAUGUGAAAGUAUAAAGUAAAAUAGACUUCAACAGUCUUAAUUGAGUGCCAAGAAAAAUACAGAAAAGGAAGGUGAUGGAUAAACAAGUUUAUAAGGUUCUAAUCUUAAGGUAGUAAAAAUGGAGAAAGAUCAUGUUGGUUUCUUGGGUAUCAGUUCCUUAAAAGUCUAAAUCUGAGCUUAAAGAAAAGUUUAGCAGUAAGCACCUUUACCUUCAUGGAUAAGCUUCAGCUUGCUCUUGCCAAGAGAAGAGUGCUUGAGUUACAGAAAACAUAAUUAGUUUGAA